UGGUGUUUUUGUUUGAACACACCCAGUUUUCACUUUCAACCCUAGACACCGUGGAUUUAAUGAAUUAAUUGUAUUAAUUGCAGCAGUGUGGAUCACUUUUAAUUCGCUUGCCCAAGAAGUACAGUCACAGUGCAAUGAAUCAGUAUAGGAGUGAGAAGCAGCUCGCGUAUCUGUAUCCGCUUAUCGCGACGUUAUCGUUCAUAUGCUGCAUAUCAACGACGGUGGCAUGGCAGCAUUGGCGAUAUGUGCUGGAUACCUGUAUCGAGCGAAACUGCGGCUGCAUUCUGCACGGGCGAUCGACGGCCACCUACUUCACCGGAGGUCACGUAGCGUACUGCCACUGGGCGGCCUAUGGACUGGUUCUGCCCAUAAUAUUCUGCUUCAUAUUUGGAAUUUUCCAUGUGUCGCGGGUCUGUUUCAGUCGCCGUAGACGUUACCCUGGAACAGCAACCGUCCGGCAAAAAUCUGGAGACGUUAUUAUCAUGACCACCAACAGCGAAGUUGAGGAAGAGGAUAUUAAUCCUUACUACUGGAUUCCAGCAAGCGUUAUUGGCAGCUUGAUGGCGGUGCUGACGCUGGUGCAUGCAGCGAUGUAUUUGGACGGGUUUUUAGCUACCUGCAAGCAACAGCGGUACGAGCUCAUCAAGUACAUGCAGGCAAACGGCAGCCUGGUACCAAUCAUACAAAGUCGUAUUUCCUGCUCGUCAGUGUUUGAUUUUAUGGACUUUUUGCAUCUGGACGUCUCGUACGAUAGACGCCGCGAAGGAAGAAUUAAUACCGCUGCAGCAUUGAUUAUCGGAGUCACUUGCUCGUGGAUCUGCAUUGCACUGUGGGUUUGGACGGUAGUUAUAAACGUUCAACGCGCACGUGCCAGUCAAAGACUACGUGUUUGAGAGGAGAACACAGAGACGACUAAAGAAAACAAUUCCGUUCCAUUUUUAAUAGCCUUACAUUUUAAUGUUCCCAGCCAGCCAUGUGCCUUUUGUAAAUUGGGCAGCUACAAACGGUAGUAUUAAUAUUGGGCAGCUACAAACGAUAGUAUUAGAUUAUGCAUCACAUGUAGCUUAGUUCUACAUCACAAACCAAUGCACAAAAUACAUUCCAUUUACUUUUAAAUAAAAUUUUACCUCGUUGAUACGUCCAAUCUGCUCAAAUGAAAUGAACUUUACGCAUAUUUACGUGCGUACGUAAAUAUCUAUGCAUUUCAUUUUAGGAGUUAAUAAAUACUUUUAUCGAGCGUCACGAUUAGUUAUUAAAAUUGAAUAAAAAUACCCCUAGGGGCCUUGAU
Molecule: messenger RNA, 1288 nt
Organism: Anopheles coustani
Lineage: Eukaryota; Metazoa; Arthropoda; Insecta; Diptera; Culicidae
Exons: 2
Coding region: 135-893 (252 amino acids)
Source: RefSeq, a predicted model, not a curated record